Molecule: messenger RNA, 592 nt
Organism: Cuscuta europaea
Lineage: Eukaryota; Viridiplantae; Streptophyta; Magnoliopsida; Solanales; Convolvulaceae
Source: the annotation of a GenBank genome assembly
UGGCAUUCCAAACAAGUGAUCACACAAUCUAAGCUCCAGUUACUUUCUGUAUUAUAUUGAUUCAAUGGCAUCACAGCAGAGCUACCGGGAGGUGGAUGAGAUCAUCGUGUCUCAAAAAACCACCAUAGUUACCAGCCACAAGGUUGAAAAUGAGCAGCACCACUCUUUGAAAGACAAGGCGAAAGAGGUGGCAGGGAGAGUGUUUCACCACAAUCACCAGACACAUGAAUCUGCUGCAUGCAUUGAUUCAAACGCAACCUGUGAGAAGAAAGAGGGUUUGGUGGGCAGGGUGAAAAGCCAGCUGAAGAGCAUAGGGAAGAAAAAGCGCAAGGAAGGAAACUGCGAGUGUGGCAGUGACAGCAGCAGUGAUGAGAGCGAUUGCGAAUAAGCAGAUAAGGAGGUCUUAUGGAUGUUGCUCCGUGAUUUCAGCACUUCGCUAAAUUCUUAUAAGUAACAAAUAUAAUGUGUGUGUCGGUAUGUGUGGUAUGUUUUGCAGAAUAAAUGGUGAUUUUUCUAUGUGUCUAAUAAGAGCAUGUAAAUGCUAGCUGAAACAGCUACAAGUUUUUAUGUCAUUGUUGAUACCUUGAGCAGU